Molecule: messenger RNA, 2658 nt
Organism: Mytilinidion resinicola
Lineage: Eukaryota; Fungi; Ascomycota; Dothideomycetes; Mytilinidiales; Mytilinidiaceae
Product: Sec23/Sec24 family protein
Exons: 2
Coding region: 33-2543 (836 amino acids)
Biological process (GO): endoplasmic reticulum to Golgi vesicle-mediated transport; intracellular protein transport; COPII-coated vesicle cargo loading
Cellular component (GO): endoplasmic reticulum exit site; COPII vesicle coat
Molecular function (GO): zinc ion binding; SNARE binding
Source: RefSeq, a predicted model, not a curated record
CUCAGUGGAGUAACCCUCAAGUGACUCCUGCGAUGUCACAGUUUCCAGCAGCAGUCGGGAACCAAUCGUUUGCUCCUGUAAAUGAGGCUAGUUCUAUGCAGCACGCCGCCAGGUCCGGCACUCCUUUGGGCGGAGAAGCGGCCUCCUCUUCGCAAGGUCGCGUGGAUCCGAAACAAAUCCCAAGUGUACCUAGGUCUCGAGACCGACCGGCGAAAUAUUACCUGGAACACGUGUACCCCACUAUGGAGCAGCAUGUUCCACCUCCAGCUGCCGUUCCUUUCGUCGCGUUCGAUCAGGGGAACUCGUCACCGAAAUUUGCAAGACUGACUCUAAAUAAUAUCCCCGGCUCCUCGGAUGCAUUGGCCUCAACUUCUCUACCCCUAGGUUUGAUCCUCCAGCCUCUUGCGCCGCAGCAAGAGGGCGAACAACCAAUACCAGUGCUCGACUUUGGCGAAAUAGGACCUCCGAGGUGUCGGAGAUGUAGAGCUUACAUCAACCCUUUCAUGACGUUCCGAUCCGGCGGCAGCAAAUUCGUAUGCAACAUGUGCACAUUCCCGAACGACGUCCCAGCGGAAUAUUUCUCCCCAACAGAUCCAUCCGGCGUGAGAGUGGAUAGACUACAAAGACCUGAACUAUCAUUAGGGACAGUGGAGUUUAUGGUUCCCAAGGAAUAUUGGGCAAAGGAACCUGUCGGCCUUCGCUGGCUGUUCUUGAUUGAUGUCAGUGCUGAAGCAGUUAAUCGCGGAUUUCUUGAUGGAUUUUGCGAAGGAAUAAUAAGCUCUCUAUAUGGGAGCACCGAUAAACAAUCAGACCAGCCGGACACCCCAGCUACGCGGAAUUUACCAGUCGGCGCAAAGGUGGGCAUCGUAACGUUCGACAAGGAAAUCCAUUUCUACAAUCUUGGUGCCGGCUUGGAUCAGGCACAAAUGAUGGUCAUGCCUGAUAUUGAGGACCCAUUUGUACCAUUGAGCGAAGGCCUAUUUGUAGACCCCGAGGAGUCGAAAGACGUGAUCACUUCACUGCUCACACAAUUACCGAGCAUGUUCCGAGAGAUAAAAAAUCCAGAGCCCGCUUUACUGCCAACGCUUAAUGCAGCUGUCUCUGCAUUGGGUGCAACAGGAGGGAAAAUAGUAUGCUCUCUAGCUGCUCUUCCCACAUGGGGUCCAGGUGCUCUGUUUAUGCGCGAUAAUGGCAGUAUGCAUGCAAACGAUGCGGAGAAGAAACUACUUACAACGGAGCAUCCUGGAUACCGAAAGGUAGCGACGAAAAUGGUCGAAAGCGGGAUUGGCGUAGAUUUUUUCAUGGCGGCGCCCAGCGGUGGCUAUCUCGAUAUAGCUACUAUUGGCCAUGUGUCUGCUCAUACCGGUGGUGAAACUUUCUAUUACCCCAACUUCCAUUCUCCACGGGAUACGCUGAAGCUGUCGAAAGAGAUCAAGCAUACUGUGACGCGAGAAACGGGUUACCAGGCUCUAAUGAAAGUUCGCUGCUCCAACGGCCUCCAGGUUUCGGCGUAUCACGGCAACUUCUACCAUCACACUUUCGGAGCCGAUCUUGAGUUUGGCGUCAUUGAUGCGGACAAAGCAAUAGGUGUUAUGUUCAGCUAUGAUGGCAAGUUGGAUCCAAAGCUAGACGCUCAUUUCCAGAGCGCUUUACUCUACACAACCGCCAACGGGGAGCGAAGGGUACGAUGUCACAAUAUCGUUGCUAGUGUUAGCGAAGGGACCGGGGACACCAUGAAGUUUGUGGAUCAAGAUGCAGUGGUCAAUAUCAUUGCGAAAGAAGCCGCAGCUCGUAUGGCGGAGAAGUCCCUCAAGGAUAUCAGAGGGGCCCUCACUGAGAAGACGGUGGACAUUCUGGCGGGAUACAGGAAGAACUUUAUAGGAAACAACCCGCCUGGCCAACUAGUUCUGCCCGAGAACCUGAAAGAGUUCAGCAUGUACAUACUCGGAUUGAUCAAGUCCAGAUCUUUCAAGGGAGGCAAGGAGCCCACGGACCGGAGGGUACACGACAUGAGGAUGAUCAAGGCCAUGGGGUGCCUGGAACUGUCGCUCUACCUUUACCCGAGAAUACUAUCGAUUCACAACCUCGACGAAAAGGACGGCUUCCCCAAUGAGAACGGCCACCUUCGCAUGCCAGAUGCCGAGCGGGCGUCAUACUCCCAGGUCGAAGAAGGAGGUGCGUACAUCGUCGACAACGGCCAAACAUGCCUCUUGUGGAUACAUGCCCAGGUUUCACCAAAUCUCUUGGAAGACCUAUUUGGAGAAGGGAAGACCACCUUGAAGCAAUUGGAUGCAUUCCAAUCCACACUACCUGUCCUUGAAACGCACUUGAACGCCCAGGUCCGGAACAUUCUGCAGUACCUCGAGGAUGCGAGGGGCUCGAAAGCCCUGACUCUGCAACUUGCGCGGCAAGGUCUUGAUGGAGCGGAGUACGAGUUCGCACGACUGCUCUUCGAGGACCGGAACAACGAGGCACAGAGCUAUGUGGACUGGCUGGUGCAUGUGCACCGCCAUAUCCAACUGGAGGUAAGCACCGCGGGCUAGUAAAGCAGAGCGCAGUCCUGACUAACCCGCGCGAUUAGCUUGCGGGACAGCGAAAGAAGGACGAUUCAGGAGAUGGGCUGGCGCAAUCAGCGUCUAGUUUUGUGGGAUUGCGGAC